CGCCAUUGAAGACCCCAAUCGAACACGAGCUCCCUCGCAAAUCGGGUUGCAGCCCAAUAAGAAUCGAAGCAAGGACUACGCCUUGAUAGAGUUUACGACGUGCCCUCGAGAGACCUUGAUUCGAGAGUCCGCCCUUAAUGCAGAUCCCACGCCGCUCGCGCAAGGGUCGACGUUACAAUGGGGAUCUGAGAUCCCGACGAUGAGCGGAGCCUCCCAUCAAUAUAAACAUAACCCAAGGCGAUAAGACCGCUGAUGUACUUGGUUUUUUACUAUUCACAUCUGGCACUGACGAGCAUCCGAGCUACCAUGUCCACGAAAUCACCAGCCAGCGAGCCGACCGCGCGUGGGUCUACACCCGCAGACGCGACCCCGCCUGACUCAAGCCUGGAUGCGGCAUACAAGGCCAAGGCAGAGACGCUGAAUCGUGCCAUUCAAGAUAUCGGGAUGGGAAAAUACCAGUGGCAGCUUUUCGUGGUGAUCGGGUUCGGCUGGGCCAGUGAUAACCUCUGGCCGAUCGUGACAUCGCUUAUCCUCCCACCGAUAUCAUACGAGUUCCACGCGUCAAAGCCACCACUACUCACGCUCGCCCAGAACAUCGGGCUCCUCGUCGGCGCCGUAUUCUGGGGGUUCGGGUGCGACGUGUUUGGGCGAAAAUGGGCAUUUAAUUUGACCAUCGGUAUCACAGCGGUAUUUGGACUUAUCGCAGCGGGCUCACCAAAUUUUGGUGCUGCGUGUGCCUUUGCAGCACUGUGGUCGGUUGGUGUCGGAGGGAAUUUGCCCGUCGAUUCGGCUAUUUUCUUGGAAUUCCUGCCCGGGUCGCAUCAGUGGCUGUUGACCGUUUUGUCGGUUGAUUGGGCAUUCGCGCAGUUGCUAGCCACUUUGGUUGCUUGGCCACUUCUGGGUAACAUGAGCUGCGGCUCGGAGGAAGGUUGUACGAAAUCGAAGAAUAUGGGCUGGCGGUAUUUUCUGAUUGCCAUGGGCGGAUUAGCGAUGAUCAUGUUUGUCGUGCGCUUCGUGUUUUUCACCAUCUUCGAGUCGCCCAAGUACUUGAUGGGCAAGGGGAGGAAUGCGCAGGCAGUCGAUGUCGUGCACGAAGUCGCCCGCAGGAACGGUCGGACAUCUUCAUUGACUCAGAAUGAUCUUGAUGAGCUCGACGAGGGCGAGUCGCGUGGUCUCACGGCGAGUAACAUCGUUCGUCAACGCCUAGACAAGCUUCGGUUCGAGCAUAUUCGCGCGCUAUUCGAUACGCCCAAAAGAGCGUACUCGACCACUUUGAUCAUUCUCGUCUGGGCUUUCAUCGGCCUUGGGUUCCCUCUAUACAACGCCUUCCUGCCAUACAUCCAGCAGUCACGGGGUGUAGAGUUCGGUGACGGCUCAACAUACAUCACAUACCGAAACUCUUUAAUCAUCGCAGCGAUGGGGAUCCCCGGCUGUCUUCUCGGCGGCCUCCUAGUCGAGCUUCCACGUUUCGGACGGAAAGGUGCACUAUCAAGCUCGACGGCAUUGACGGGUGUGUUCCUCCUCGUGUCGACAACGGCAACGUCCUCGAAUGCUUUGCUGGGAUGGAACUGUGCCUAUAACUUCAUGAGUACUCUCAUGUACGCCGUGCUUUACGCGUAUACUCCGGAGAUUUUCUUGACGAAAGAUCGUGGCACUGGUAAUGCGUUGACAGCCAGUGCCAACCGUAUCUUCGGCAUUAUGGCUCCUAUCGUGGCCAUGUUUGCGAAUUUAAACUCUGCGGUGCCGGUUUAUGUGAGCGGGGCAUUGUUCAUUGCAGCGGGUAUUUUGGUCGUUUUGUUACCUUAUGAGUCCCGGGGCAAGGCGAGUCUGUAGAUAUUUGGCAUGUCUAGAAUCAUAGACAAAGACAGAAAGUAUCUGAGGCAAUCCGGCAGAUACAACCACUCAACAAACCUAUGGAACACCAACCAAUAAUGUCCCAAACACAGAUAUAGCAAGUAUUAUUGGGACAUCAAUUUAAGACUACAACCCAUUCAACCCUCUCGACGCUACACCAACGCCUCCGCCCCACUACAUUUAAUAUAAAAUACUUUGACCAAGCCACGCAUGCCAAACUCGGUAUGACAUCAUCUCUCCGACAUUCACCCCCAAUAGAAAUAGAUACACAAAAUACCACAAUUCAUCACCAAUGAAAU
Penicillium brasilianum is the source of this 2153-nucleotide messenger RNA. The record is from the annotation of a GenBank genome assembly. Lineage: Eukaryota; Fungi; Ascomycota; Eurotiomycetes; Eurotiales; Aspergillaceae.